UUAGAUCCAAAUUGAAUCCAACUGAAACGUUUGAAACAGUUGUGGCCGGUUUGGAACGGAACGAUGACCAAACCUCCCCGUGGAAAAUUAUUCUACAUACCGCAACGUCCGUACAUGACUCUGGGCACGCUCAGGGAUCAAAUCAUUUAUCCCCACACGAAGGAGGAAAUGACGAGACGCGGCAAGAUGACGGACCACGAUCUCAAGUAUCUAUUGGAUCUGGUUCAACUGGGUCACUUACUGGACAGGGAAGGUUCCGCGAACGUCGUGGGUCAAGGGUGGGACGUUGUCGCCGAUUGGAUGGAUGUCCUGUCCGGCGGUGAAAAACAACGUAUCGCGAUGGCCCGGCUGUUCUAUCAUAAGCCGCAGUUCGCAAUUCUGGACGAGUGCACGAGCGCGGUCAGCGUCGACGUCGAGGACUCGAUGUACUCUUACUGCAGGCAGGAGAAUAUCACUUUGUUCACGGUCUCGCAUCGCCGGACGCUCUGGAAGCACCACGAGUAUUUCCUGCAAAUGGACGGCCGAGGAGGUUACGAGUUCAAGCCCAUCGAGCAGGACACCGAGGAGUUCGGGUCGUGAAUCUUCGUGUCCCUUGCAUCCGAUAACACUUGCCCGCGUGCAAGGGACGCCCCGCAUUUCCUGUAACCUAACGGCCGAACAGAAAACAAAAAACGAAAUAUAAAGUUCAGUGUGCAAUUUCUACUUGUAACAAACGGAUAUAACAAGUGUACACCCGGCAUCGUCGACCCUGCACAGAAGAUUCACGAGUAUUGUGUACAUUUACCCCGUUUCAAACGUAGCACAUAAUACCUGUAUAUUUUUUAUAUCAAUGUUUUUAGAAGGUAUCGCGCGAACGCCGACGCUCGGGCACGUAGGCCUUGUGAACUGUUAGUAAAUCUUCAAUGUUUAAUUGUAUAAAUAUAUUAUGUUCUUCCGAUGCUGUCAAGAUGGUAAAUAUAGGAGUACAAUCCUUUCGAGUGGAAGGCCAAUCUACCAUUUCAAUUCAGACCAACGUAUUUUUGAUACUCGAACGAUUUCACCAUUAUUAUUCCGGUAGAGACUCGUGCAGAGAGAACUAUAUAGGGAAUGUUAAAUGUACGUUACACGAGGUACAUGCAGCAAUUUAAUACUAAUGUCUAUGUAUAUACAUGUAUACGAGGAGAAUAGAGUUUCUAGCUCGAACCGACAUUUUAUGUACUUUAAGGGUGCAAUUGCGAUUCGUUAUGUGUAGAUCACAUUCAGCCCAACACGGUCGAGAAUAUAAAUAUAUCUAUAUAUAUAUAUAUAUAGAUAUAGAUAUAGAUAUAUACGACAAGAAUAUACGUAUAUAUACGUAUAUAUAUAUAUAUGCACAUUAUAUAUAUUGGAUUGCUGGACAAUAAAAAUAAAAAUAUAUAAUGAAAUAAACGACUAAAGUUGAAGCUAUCUUUCGGUCUCCACUCUGAACAUACCGAACAACACGUACUUAUCGUCGCAGGUGUUUCAUGUAACCUUCAGCGAACGAGAAUUUAAAUAUAUAAUCUAAGAUAAUAAUAUCAAUAAA
Molecule: messenger RNA, 1543 nt
Organism: Nomia melanderi (Alkali bee)
Lineage: Eukaryota; Metazoa; Arthropoda; Insecta; Hymenoptera; Halictidae
Source: RefSeq, a predicted model, not a curated record